AUGAAUGAACUUAUGUAAGGAUUGCUCCAAGAUGAUAACAUUAUAUAAAACAGGGACAAUAUUAAAAAAAUUAAUCGCUAGACAAUAUAAAACAUUUAAUAAGAUUUGUUUUAUUUUAGAGAGGUGCAAAAUUUUAAUUUAAUAGAAAGAAUGAGGAAGCGUCUAUUUUAAACUAACCAAAAAAAUUUACCCCUAAUAUUGCAUUACUCUAAUAAUUUCACAGCAGAAUUGAACUUUAUUAUUAACCAUUCAGUUGAGAUCGAUUUAUUUUUGAAAGAACUAUCGAAAUGUAUUAUCGACGGAUUUGAUUAGCAACACCAAUCGCUUCAAAAUAUAGGUACUGGUUCAACAGCUCAAGUUAGACUUUUCAAAAUAGAUUAGGUCUUUUUAGCAGAAAAUAGUAUAGACCAUAAAUUAUAUGCAGUAAAAUAGAUUGAGAAGGAACAAGUCACAGGGAGACAUCGUGUGUUGAGAUCGAAAACAUCGUUAGAAGAAAUAUUUAUGAUGUGGAGUUUGGAUCACCCAAAUAUCAUGAAAUUGCAUCAAAUAUAUGAAUCAGAAAAACACAUUCGAUUAAUCAUCUGUCUCUUCAAGGAGAACAAUUUAUCAAUAAAAUCAAAAAUUUUAAUUUCCUAUUCAAAAGAGAGGUGGUCAAAUUAUUAAUUGAAACAGUUAAUUAUAGGCGCACCAAAGUAUUUAAAGCUAAAUUAGGGAAUUAUGCAUCAAGAUUUAAAGCCAUUCAAUAUCCUGUAUAAAAACAAAGAUCCUUUAGAUUGGCAAUUUGGAAUAGGAGAUUUUGGAUUCUCUACUUAAAUCAAACAACAAUAGCAGCAUAUGCACCAGAAAUUAUAGAAUAUCAAGAAAAGUCAAAGAUGCAUGGAUUGUCCUGCGAUUGUAAGAAUAACAAAAUUAAAUAGCUUUUAUAAUUCUCAUUCGUUCAAAAGUAAGACAAAAGAUGACACUUUUAGAUAAAAUGUGAAUGAUUAAAUUAAUUAUUAUGGCAAAGUUUGUAUUCCUUAAUCACUCAAGUCUUUUAUUAUUUCUAAGGUGAGAAAAAAUCCUCUCCAUAGAUUCACUUUAUAAUAAUGUUUGGAUUAUGACUUUUACAAGGAAAAUUUAUCUAAAUUCAACUAACUAUCUUAAGAAAUUUAAGAGUAAAUUUAGAGAUGCAGUUUCUAGACACAGGCCGAAGACAAUGGAGAUUCGAAACAUAAGAUGUCAAACUCUUUAGUUAUCAAAAACACAAAAUAAUAAAAGAAGGCAAUCUUUACCUCAAGAUUUCUCUGUUACACAGAAACCAUUAAUUUAACACUCAGAUUUAUUAUGAAUAAGUAUUCUAAUAAAACACAGGUAAUCAGUCUCAACUACACAUGCUAGAAUCUCAACAAUCGUUCUAGUUAAUCUAAUAAAAUUGAAUAAAUAUUACUCCUUAACUAAAAUUAACUAAAUUAGAAAAGAUUUGUGAAAUUUUUCUGA
Paramecium tetraurelia is the source of this 1476-nucleotide messenger RNA. RefSeq lists its product as uncharacterized. Gene Ontology annotation, biological process: protein phosphorylation. Gene Ontology annotation, molecular function: ATP binding; protein kinase activity. Lineage: Eukaryota; Ciliophora; Oligohymenophorea; Peniculida; Parameciidae. The record is from RefSeq and is a predicted model, not a curated record. The transcript has 4 exons.